This is a messenger RNA of Phytomonas sp. Hart1, 2163 nucleotides long. The record is from the annotation of a GenBank genome assembly. Lineage: Eukaryota; Euglenozoa; Kinetoplastea; Trypanosomatida; Trypanosomatidae.
AUGGAUUUUGUACUGCGGAAGGUUCAUGAGAAGAUCCACCGGAGUCUCAACUCCAGAGGGGGGGCCAAGUACUUCAGCAACGUCCACAGCGGCGAAGGGGCUGAGCUGCGGAAGGACCUGAAGAGCACCGACCUCAGUCGCCAGCGGGAUGCGGUGAAGCGCGUGAUUGCGCAGAUGACGAUGGGACGCGACGUCAGCUACCACUUCGUCGACCUCAUCAAGCUCAGCCAGACCGAGGACCUGGAGCUUAAGAAGCUGGUGUACCUCUUCGUGCUGAACACGGCGAAGCUGCAGCCUGACAAGGCCAUCCUCGCCGUGAACACCUUCCUGCAAGAUGUAACAAGCCCCUCCCCCGUCGUCCGCGCGCUGGCCGUCCGCACGAUGCUGUGCCUGCGCGUCCCGGCCGUCCUGGCCCACCUGAUGCAGCCCUUGCAUAGCGCCGUGACGGACCCUGACCCUUACGUCCGCAAGACCGCCGCGAUCGGGAUCGGCAAGAUCUUCCACCACAACAUGGACGUCUUCUACGAAAACGGCUUCGCCGAUGAGCUUCUUAAACUUCUCUUUGACAGUAACCCACUGGUCGCCUCGAACGCGGCGGCGGUGGUGUGUGAAGUGAACAACCACGGAAAGAUCCAAUUGAAGGAAACUCCGGAGUGGUCUAGUCGGAUUCUGAUCAACCUCCCGGAGGCGACGGAGUGGGGACAGGUUUAUUUGCUCGAGCUCCUCUCGAGACUUAGCCAAAAAAAUGAGGAAUCCGCUGAGGCCGUCGUUGCGAGGGUGCUGCCGCGUCUUAACCACGCCAGCCACGCCGUCGUGAUGGGGGCAAUUAAGGUGAUCACCAACAUCUCCAAUCGCUGCUCGACAGAAACGAUUGAACGCGUUACGAUGCGCAUCAACGCCGCACUGCUAACUUUGGCAGGCGCCAGCGACCCGGAGACGCAGUAUAUUGUGUACAAAAACAUCCACGCCUUAAUGGUGAUAUUUCCUAACAUCCUACGCACCAACCUCGACGCUUUUUACGUCCGCUUCAAUGAUCCACCGUACAUCAAAAUUGAGAAGCUAAGGCUGUUAUUGCGACUCGUAACGCCAUCAAUGGCUCCCGCUAUAGUAAGUGAGUUGACAGAGUACAUUACUGAAGUGGACAUGGUCUUUCUAGAGGAGGUCGUUUCAGCUAUUGCGUUGCUGGCCAUCAAAAUAGAAAAUGUCUCUACACAGUGCUCGGACUUGCUCAUGAAGGCUCUUCAAGUCCAUCCUGAAUUGCUACCGUGCAUCGUGAUCGCCUCCAGAAAUAUUGUACGCAAGUACCCAAGGCUUCUCCUUUUGGAACCACUAGCCAACGAGUACGGCCCUGAUUCCAUCAUUGGUGAGGAGGCAAAGACAUCCUUUGUUUGGAUGCUCGGUGAGCAUUGUGAUUUCAUCGAGAAUGGCCAGGCUAUUCUGGAGCAGUAUAUUAAGUCUGUCAUGUCACAUGAACCUUCUGUGCAGCUUAGCAUUCUGGGUGCGGUCAUCAAGGUGUUUUUGCGGAAUCCCUCCGCGAUGCAGGCGAUGCUGAGCACCUUACUCGAAACCUUAACAACACAAAGCGAGGAUCCCGACGUGUGUGACCGCGCCUUCGCGUACUGGCGGCUAUUGUCAAAGGAUGUUGAAAUAAAUAAAAUGAAACGAAUUCUGGAGAGUCACAGUUUUUCUGUAAAUGUGGACCGCACCUUCAGUGACGCAAUGAUGAUGGCAGACCUUAAAAAGUCAAUCAAUACCGCUGCCGUGGUUUUUGGGCAGCCCCCUCAAUCCUUCUUGCCACCCUACGGUCUUGCAGAUGUGGAUCUUGUCGACGACGAUGAGGGGGACGAGGACGAGUACGUCACCGACAAUGGUGAGGAAAGCAAGUAUCCUACUUCUGGGAGCACUCAAGCUGAAGCCUCUUCGCCAGUUAGGUCACAAUCUCAAAGUAAACAUAACGACGUAGUGGGGGAGUCCGUGGGAAAACCCUCAGCAACUCAUCAGGAUGCGCUCGAUAUCUUAUUUUCCACCAUUUCACUUUCCUCUCCUCCUCCGGCGCUGUCGCACACGACAAAGGACGAAAAAAGUAUGACAUCCACCCCCACUCCAGUGGUCCAUCUAGAAAAGAAUCAGCAAUCAAAUCCAAUGGAUGAUUUGUUUUCAUAG